This is a messenger RNA of Rotaria sp. Silwood2, 1125 nucleotides long. NCBI's taxonomy places the organism in Eukaryota, Metazoa, Rotifera, Eurotatoria, Philodinida, Philodinidae. The record is from the annotation of a GenBank genome assembly.
AUGGCUAAUCAAAUCAAUAACGAAGAAGACUUAAGAGAAAAUAUCAUUUACUCGUCGGAUGAUGAAGAAGAAGAAGAAAUAGACAAUCGCCGUUUUCCAAUUGAUGAGGAUAAUGAAGACGACAAAUGGUCAUCGCCCAGUAAUAAUGAAUUAUCUCAUCAUCAUUUAGAACCACAAUGUCUGAAAAAUGUGGACUGGAAUGAUCUCAAUGAUUUCAUUUGUAGUAUGAAUGAAGAACAUGUGGAUGAAGAUGAACAUAAACAUAUUCGUAUAGAAAAAGGAAGACUUCUUUUAUUACGAUCUAAAUUAAUGGAGGAUAAUAUGAUCUUACGAGCUACUUAUAAAGGCACUGGAUUUCAUUUAUGUCCAGUGGAUAUUUUCCAACAAAAAUCAUCGGAUUUCAUGCUACGAACAGGUGCCUAUUCAUUGAUUCAAGAACUCAAUGUCGAAAAUCAAAAUAUGAGUCAAGAAUGUUUAGCUAAUAUUGUUAAUCGAGUAGAAACUACACUAAACGAUUUACUUCAUUCAAAAUCUAUCACUAACAUACAAUAUGCAAAUAUGAAUACUAAUCGAUUAUUAGUACGAUUGAAUUAUUUAUAUUUCGUUCCAGAAACACACAAGGUUUGUCUUUUUAUACUCAUUCAUACUCUUGAAUUAUAUCAACAAAGUAAACAUUUACAACCAACUACUUUAUUUGCAUCAUUCAAUAUUGAUGAAUUAUGUACAAUGUUCUCUCAUCAACAAGCUAUUGAAGCAUUGAAAUUUGUUCUGGAUUAUCAUGCAUUCGAUCAUUUCAUCGACGGUAUCACUAUUGAUACAAUUAUUCAACUUGUUCGUCUCGUUCUGAAAAAUCAAUCUUUUAUUUAUAAUGACAACUUAUAUCAACAAAUUCAUGAUGGUGCUUCUGGUUCUCCAUUGACUAUUCCAUUGGUUUAUAUCUAUCCAAUUUAUUGGCGACGAGAUUUAAUAAAUAUUUUUGUAAAUAAGCACGAAGCGUUUGGAAGAUUUAAAGAUGAACUUCUUUCAAUACUUGACUUAGCUAAUACACAGUUUUAUCAAAAUAUUUGGGGCACUACUUGCAUCGGAACAAAAAACAAAUUUCAUGGAUGUUACAAUCGAUCAUAA